CGCGAAAGUAACCACUGGCAACUCUUACAAUGGAGGUAGAUCUCAAAAGUGCAGCGAACCUCUUGCUGUUCAACAAACGAAUACUCUCGAUCAAUGGAAUGUGGCCUUUAGAUCGAACCUUUGUACAUUUUUACAUAAGUUACGUUUACUUGGUAGUCCAUUUGAUCCUCGCUUACUAUGAUUUGAUCAGUGUUUACGGUAAUAUCCAUCUCAUGAUGGGAAAUCUCCUGGAAACAAGUGUACAAACGAUGUUUUGCUUCAAAAUGAUCGUUGUCAGACACUCUCGCAGCCUCAAACAAAUAUUACGUCGCGUCGAAGAAGGCACCCAUGAUCGUAAUUAUCGUGACAACACCGAGAAACAGUUGUACUUGGCACACAAUGUCGUCGGACAAACUUUUUUCAAAGCUGGACAUUAUCUGACAUUUGCAACUGGUGUUAUCUAUUACUUAGGACCACUAAAGGAUUUCUUGACCGCUGCAGUGACGAACGACACUCUGCCUUAUAUCUUGCCAUACAAAACACACCUCUUUAUCGACAUUCAGAAUAUUCGAAAUUAUGCAUUGAUGUACAUUUGGCAAUUGCCUCUCGUUUAUUAUGGUUACUGUCAUGGGAUAACGGUGUGCUUUCUAUGCACUUUGGUCUUUCACGUUACUGGAAAAAUGUCAGUAUUGGCUCACAGAAUUCGCUUGAGCGGAUCAACUUCCGAUUCGUCGAUCGAAAACCAUAAUUCGAAUGCGAUGUUUCGAGAUAUCGUCGAUAAACAUUUGGAUGUUAUAUGGGAAGCUUCUGCGAUCGAUGAUGUUUUUAGCUUACUCUUGUUGGAGGAACUUUUCAUAUCGACGGUCCUCGUUGCCCUCAGUACUUAUAUUCUGCUAUCGCCUGCUGUUCCCGUUUACGAAAAAUUAUUUUUGGGCAAUUACUGCUCAGCUAUCGUAGGGAUUAUUCUGAUUUACUGCUUAACCGGGGACUCUCUCAUACGCGAGAGCGAAAACAUACGCAACGCUUUCUACGAGUGCGAAUGGUAUAAAAUGCAAUCGCAUCAUCAGAAAAAUUUGAUCAUUUGCAUGGUACGAUCCCAACAACCGGCGCAGCUGACUGCUGGAAGAUUUUACAUUUUCUCGCUGCCUCGGUUCAGCGAGAUACUCAAAACUGCCAUGGCUUAUAUUUCGAUGUUACGGACCGACGAUAUAAAGCAGGCAAAAAGUCUGUUUGAAUUGAAUAAGCGAGUUUUUGCUAUUAUUGGAGUAUGGCCAUUGCAACCGACCUACGGAAGGUUCAGUGUGUGGUGCACUUACGUUGCAAUCCAUUUAUCGCUGCUAUUCGCGGAUCUGUAUUACGCAUUCGGUGAUUUGGAAGCGGUGGUGCUGAACGUAACAGAAACCGGUUAUUGCACGAUGUCUCUUUCGAAAAUGAUAAUCUUGAGAUUUUCGGGAAGCCUCGUUGGCUUGAUGAAGCGAAUAAUCGCUGACGUCGAUGUUAAUUACUUCAGAAGUUCGGAAGAACUGAAACUCUAUCUCAGCUACAACCGCAUCGCCAAAAAAUCCUUCAAGUUUUGGCUAACAAUGGGAAUCAUUUCGUGUGUUAGUUAUAAUUUGAAGUGUCUCGAAUUCCGCGUGAGAUCCGCGUUCGGGAACGAAACGUUACCGUACAUCCUGCCGAAUCGUACUUGGCUCUUCUUCGACGUGACGAAAGCUUCCACUUUCUGGCUCGUCUGGUUGUACCAAUGUCCAAUUGUGUGUACAGCCACUUUCCAAGUGGCAACGAUAGGAUACGUCUUCAGUCUCAUUCUUCAUGUUUGUGGAAAAUUAUCGGUUCUGGUAUUCCGGAUAAAACAGCUUGAUCUGUCUUCAGUUGAAACCGACGAGCACACCAGAAAAGUUUUUCGUGAUAUAGUCCAAAGUCACCUUGACAUACUAGACAUGGCAGAAAAUAUCAAUCGAGUAUUUGGUUUUCUAUUGUUGGAAGAACUGCUCGUUUGCACCGUCCUCAUCGGUCUUUCAAGUUACAGUGUUCUCCGGAAUACCGAUUUAGAAGAAAUAGGAGCAUUUUUUACGUUCCUAUCUUACGUUUUGACAAUUCUCGCGUUCAUUUACGGUUACUGCAUCGCCGGGGAAUACCUCAUCACCGAAAGUAAAAAUUUGUACGAAGCGUACUAUCAAUGCCAAUGGUACAAGAUGCCAAAAUCUGUCCAAAAACAGUUGAUUAUAUGUAUUAUUGGUGCAACGAAACCUAUUCAAUUGAAUGCUGGAGGUUUCUAUGUUUUCUCGCUGCCGGUAUUUGUGAGCAUACUGAAAACCUCGGCUGGUUAUAUCUCCAUGCUGCGAGAGAUGAUUUGA
Venturia canescens is the source of this 2336-nucleotide messenger RNA. RefSeq lists its product as uncharacterized. The transcript has 13 exons. Gene Ontology annotation, biological process: detection of chemical stimulus involved in sensory perception of smell; sensory perception of smell. The record is from RefSeq and is a predicted model, not a curated record. Bases 30 to 2336 code for a protein of 768 amino acids. NCBI's taxonomy places the organism in Eukaryota, Metazoa, Arthropoda, Insecta, Hymenoptera, Ichneumonidae. Gene Ontology annotation, cellular component: plasma membrane. Gene Ontology annotation, molecular function: odorant binding; olfactory receptor activity.